Molecule: messenger RNA, 1434 nt
Organism: Populus trichocarpa (black cottonwood)
Lineage: Eukaryota; Viridiplantae; Streptophyta; Magnoliopsida; Malpighiales; Salicaceae
Product: exosome complex component rrp40
Exons: 3
Coding region: 831-1106 (91 amino acids)
Biological process (GO): TRAMP-dependent tRNA surveillance pathway; U4 snRNA 3'-end processing; CUT catabolic process
Cellular component (GO): cytoplasmic exosome (RNase complex); nuclear exosome (RNase complex)
Molecular function (GO): RNA binding
Source: RefSeq, a predicted model, not a curated record
AUGAGCAAAAACAACCAAUCUGGAGUAAUAGGAAACAUCAGAUAGCCGCAACAGAAACUUACUCCAUUAGUUUCCGAGUAAAAAAUCAAUGAGUUGGUAUCUGCAUAAUUAUUUCAAAUCUCAAUUACUCAAUCAAUGCUCGCUUCCUUCCCUUCCAAUAUCAUCCAUACAGCUUGCCAUUGAACAAGUAUUGGCUCAUUACUUUCAACAAGUGUUCUUCUGCUACUUACGAGGUUACACCCAAAGACAUUAUAAAUGACUUACUUCAAGAUUUCAAGGAAAGUUCUUAACUGACAUCUCAGAAAUAAGCUUUCACCUUGUUUACCAUCAAAUUGUCGAUUUCAUCUCAGAUAAGUUUGCCUUGAAACAAGAAGAGAUGUUAACUAAUUGCUUAUAAAAGAUGAAUAAUUUGACGCGGUGAUGAACAAAAAACCGACCUCUCUAGAGUAAGGAGAAACAUUAGAUAGUCACUUUAGUUCAUUUUGUAAGGUCUUGUAUCCUUCCCACCGCUACCGCUGCUGUUAUUUAUUCACUUUAGUUUCCAAUCUCAGCAGAUUUUAUAGCAAAUCUUAAUUUGCUCUGUCAAAUGAAUUGUGCCAAUUUUACAGGAAGUCCCCUAAUCAAUACAAAAAUCUCAUUCAUUCUGUGGAUGGGAUCCAAUUUUAGAAUUCAACACAACAAAUUCCAUAUUUUGCAACUGUCAUAACAGUCUGCCUUCUGGCUCGGUGCACAGCCUUGAUUAUUUCUUUCUUCCAACAUUCAUAAAUGAACAAAAAACUGUGGCUGAACACUUCGAACUGAAAUUGCACUUCUAAUGUUUCCUUUGAUUCAUGCUUCUUGGAACAGGUAGGUGCUCUGCUUUAUGUACGAGUUGUGAAGGCAAAUCCUGGAAAGUAAUGCUGAGCUCACCAACAUGUCCAGUUCUUGAGGCACUUGGCAAGAAGCUCUCCUUUGAGAUAGCAGUUGGCUUAAAUGGCCGUGUUUGGGUGAAAGCUGAUUCUCCAUCAACAGUUAUUAUUGUUGUCAAUGCAAUUAUCAAGUCGGAGUCUUUAAGUGGGGCACAGCAGAAAAUUAUGGCAGAGAAAUUACUUCAGAAAAUUCAGUAACUGCAGAAUGAUUAAAGAAGACUGCAAACGUUGUUUCUUGGAUCCACCAUGGUCAUUAAUUGGAAGGGGCAGGGUCAUGUACGCAGAAGUUUGAAGACACCAACUGUCACCAGCUCAUAGUUUUGGAGGCCUAUAAUGGCAAGUACUUCUUGAAUGUACAUCAACAACUACUUUUGAAGCCUUAUUUUCCCAUUUCCUUUGGGUUUAGAAGAUGAUUAAGCUGAGGAUUCUGAUUGAAUCUCUCCAAGUGCUUCUAUCAGUCAGCAUUUGUAAUUGUGGAUAUGCUGAGGCAUUGAAUCUUAUUGAAACUGGUUAAUUAUUUUGAGCC